AUUACCUUUGGAAACUUGCUGAGGUGUUUCUCCUGCAGGAUGCACGUUUUCUAAGACCGCGUUCGCCGUUUUCGCUGCGGGAAAGACACGUUACAGCACUGUGUGUGUGUGUGUCUGUGUGAGUGAGUGUGCGUAUGCGUGUGCGUGUGGGCACACACACACACACAUAAUCCAUGGAGAACCAGGCGGACGACCAUCCGAGCUACGAGGACGUGCGGAAGAGCGGCUACCUCCGCAAGCCCAAGUCCAUGCACCGGCGCUACUUCGUGCUCCGGACGGCCUCGGAGCGCGGCCCGGCCCGGCUCGAGUACUACGAGAGCAAGAAGAAAUUCCGCGGCAAGGCGCCGGUCCCGAAGAAAGCCCUGGUCCUGGAGACGUGCUUCAACAUCAACAAGCGGGCCGACGCCAAGAACAAGCACAUGAUCGUGCUGUACACCCGGGCCGAGAGUUUCGCCAUCGCCGCGGACAACGAGGCGGACCAGGACGAGUGGUACCAGGCCAUGGUCGACCUGCAGUGCAAAAGCAAGACCCCCACUGACAGUGGGGCAUCGGGGGACUAUGGGGUGCCUAACCCGGGGCCAGCCUUCAAGGAAGUGUGGCAGGUGAAGGUGUGGCCCAAAGGCCUGGGCCAGGCAAAGAACAUAGUUGGCAUCUACCGCCUCUGCCUGACUGACAAGACGGUCAAUUUCGUCAAGCUCAACUCGGAUGCUGCCGCUGUGGUGCUGCAGCUGAUGAAUGUGCGACGCUGCGGACACUCGGAGAAAUUUUUCUUCAUGGAGGUUGGCCGGUCUGCAGUAACGGGGCCAGGAGAGUUCUGGAUGCAGGUGGAUGAUUUUGUGGUGGCCCAAAACAUGCAUGAGACCCUGUUGGAUGCCAUGAAGGCCCUGAGUGAGGAGUUCCGCCAGCGCAGCAAGUCCCAGUCCAACUCCGGACCAGGAGGAGGCGCCACAGCCUCCAACCCUAUCAGUGUUCCCUCACGCCGCCACCACCCCAACCCACCUCCCAGCCAGGUAGGCUUCACCCGUCGGCCCCGCACAGAGCCUCCCGGAGGAGCAAACGGUGCUGGAGGGGGCAACAGUGCCAGUGCUUCACCCACCCCACGGCACAGCUUCCCAAGGUCUCGCACUGCCAGUGAUGGGGGAAAGGGAGAAGAAGGAGUGGGUGGAGGCACGGCUCUCCCAGGCCCAGGCUCUAGCCCCUCCACAAAUGGCUCCUGCUCCACCACCCCCAUUCUCAGGUCUAAAUCAGCCCGCUGUGCCUCCACCACAGCUGCUAAAACCUCCCUUGGCCUGAUGCGCUCCAUCUCCACCCCAACACCAUCUCCAGCCCCAAGCCUCUCCUCCAGCUCUGGUCAUGGUUCUGAUUUUGGAGGGGUGGCAGCCUCUGCUGGUACUGGGGGGGCUGCCUCCUGUUCUUACAGUCGUGUGCCAUCCCAUUGCACCUCUAUCUCCGGCUCUCCUAGUGACUAUGGCUCCUCUGACGAGUACGGCUCCAGUCCUGGUGAGCAUUCACUCGUCCCCUCACCUAGCCUGCCUGGAGGCUCUGUGGGAAGUGUAGGUGGCCAGUCUAUUGGCGAGGAGGCUGCUAACUAUAUUCUAAUGGGCCAACGUGGUUCUGGUGGUGGUGCUAGUGAAGGAAGCUCCCCAUCCAGUUCCUUGCCAACCUCUGGAACCUCCUCUCAGCCCCAGACCAGGAGGGUGCUGCGUCGCUCCUCCAGCCGGGAAUGUGAAGCUGAGCGAAGGCUACUGAGCAAGCGGGCCUCUCUACCUCCUAUGGCCCUGGAGAGGCUGGCCCCACGCCCACGCAGAGCUGAGGAGCCACCAGAAGAAGACUCUGCCGACUAUGCCAUCAUGUCACGCAGCACUAGCCGCGAGUCCUUCACUUCCUCCACUUCCUCUUACAUACCGCGAGACUGUGUUUUGGUUGUCGGGUCAACAGGAGGAGGUGGGGUGUAUCUGGAUGUAGCAGGGGAGUUCAAAGGUGAAGGAGGAGGCGGCGGCAGAGCUGACAUAGGGGUGGAUAAUGGCUACAUGUCCAUGCUGCCCGGAGUUACUCAGCCACUCUCAUGCCCCCUCUCACACUCCAUGGCUGUCUCAGUCCCCGACUCCGAGUCCAAACCGGCCGAUGACUACAUGGCCAUGACCCCCAACAACAGUGUGUCCCCACCACAGCAGAUCCAUCCCCCACCAGGUUCUGAUGGCUACAUGAUGAUGUCUCCCAAUAGCAGCUGCUCACCUGAUCAGAGGGGCGGUCUAUCUGGAGGGGCUUGGGUGGGCAGCAGCAGUGCAGAUAGCAGACCUGGCAGUGACUACAUGAACAUGUCACCAAUCAGCACUCGCUCAGCAAAUGGCAGCCCCCCUCCCCCAGAGCAUCCCACUCAGUCAGACCCCCACCCCCACACUCAGCAGCAGCAAGCCCCCAAGAUGGUGUACUCCUACUACUCCCUGCCUCGGUCCUACAAACACAACCCCACCAUAGGGCCCUUUGAAGAGGGGUCUAGCCGAGGCAGGAGACCCAAUGGAAGCGGUAGCAGGGGACUAGGUGGAGGGAGGGCAGUAGGAGGGCGUCAAGAGCAACCAGCAGUGGGAGGUUCAGCGGCGGGACGCCACCUGUCGCUCUCCUCCUCCUCCUACUCCUCCAGCUCAGCCAGCAGUGAGAGCCUGGGGGAAAGCGAGGAUCGAGCUACCCAAGGAAUGAACACCUCAGCUGGGGGGAGUCAGUCCAAAGACGGGGGUGCAUUACAGCAGAGACGGGUCUCUGGAGGUGUGUCCAAGCAGGGUAGCCAUACCAGAAGCAGACCGGUAAGCCUGUUUGUGGACGUGUCCAAAGCUAACACUCUCCCGAGGGUCCGGGAGAAUCCUCUCCCUCCAGAACCCAAGAGCCCAGGGGAAUAUGUCAGUAUUGAGUUUAAGGGGGAGAAGUGCAACCAGGCUGGAAUUGGCGGUGGUCGUGGUCGGGGCCUCAGACACGGCAUGUCACUGCCUCACAGCUCCAGUAGCCAACAGCCACAACACAGGCCAAGUUCCUGCUUAGGGAACUUCCUACCUCUUUCCCGUAGCCCCUCUGCCCCCAUCACUCCUCCGACUGCCUCUGAAUAUGUUAACAUGGACCUAGGCCCCUCUCCGUCCCCCUCACCUCUCUCCCUCACCCCCCUUGGAUUCCCCUCCUUUCACACCCCUCCCACUCCCACGACUCUAGCCCAUGCCCCCAAGGUGCGGGACGAGAGCACGGCUGAGUCUAGUGAGGAAGGAGCAGAAGCGGCAGAGGCAGCUGUCCGGAAAAGUCGAGAGAGUGUUCCAUCGGUGAGUGAGUCUGAGUCCCCAACUUCCUGUGGAGACUACACAGAGAUGGCCUUCAGCUUGAACAACAGCACCGUCCCAAAGUCAUCGUCUAGUGUCUCCCCCAAGGCCCCCUCCCCUACCAGGGCAGACCCUUCUGUUCCUGGACUGACACUGGGUCUAGACUUUCCCCUUACCAAACAGGGACCCAACCCAGACCAUGGGGCUAAAGUUAUCCGGGCUGACCCCCAAGGACGCAGACGACACUGCUCAGAAACAUUUCUGGCAUCUCCCUCUCUGCCAACAUCCACCACAUCUUCAACUUCAUCCACCUCCACUGCCUCCCUUUUCCCAGAACAUGCCCAAGCCAUGGCCCGCCGCUUGGGCUUUGAUGGUAUGCUGUGGGGGAAUGGCGCUGCAACUGACUCAUCUUCUCAGUUAAUCAUCCCCGGGCAGCCAUCUCUACCUAAUGUCCCAGCUUCAUCUUCAGAGCAAGGCCUCAACUACAUAGACUUGGACUUGGCCAACAAAGAGAGCCCCCGUCAUUCAGGUCUGGAUGGGCCCUCAGGUGGCCAGAUUGCCACCUCACGCCUGUUCUCAGCGCUAGGUGGGGGUUCUGGGGUCGGGGGUCAAGGGGUUGGAGGUGUUGGCUCCAGCCUCAAUACAUACGCCAGCAUUGACUUCUACAAGUCAGAGGAGCUUCGGACACAUCAGAAUGGAAACAAAGAGGGCACAGAGUGCUGAUGUCAGUGCCCCGUCCUUGAAACCACAGAUGGGAAAAGAAAAAUCUGGUACUACACUCGGGAGAGCUCCUCCUCCUCCUCCUCUGCGUGUGACCACCAAUCACAGUGAGCGAGGAGCUCGACUGGAUACCUGGACAUGCCCCCCAUCACCCCCUCCCCAAGCACUUUGACAAGAUUGACUGGAGGGACGUUCAAUUUGGUUGCUGUCAGAGCUAAUGGGGGUGGGUGCCAAAUGAAUUU
Molecule: messenger RNA, 4261 nt
Organism: Lampris incognitus (smalleye Pacific opah)
Lineage: Eukaryota; Metazoa; Chordata; Actinopteri; Lampriformes; Lampridae
Product: insulin receptor substrate 1-B
Exons: 4
Coding region: 174-4022 (1282 amino acids)
Biological process (GO): insulin receptor signaling pathway
Cellular component (GO): plasma membrane; cytosol
Molecular function (GO): insulin receptor binding; phosphatidylinositol 3-kinase binding
Source: RefSeq, a predicted model, not a curated record